Messenger RNA from Calypte anna (Anna's hummingbird), 1315 nucleotides. It is a transcript of the gene TMEM130, whose product is annotated as transmembrane protein 130. The record is from RefSeq and is a predicted model, not a curated record. Lineage: Eukaryota; Metazoa; Chordata; Aves; Apodiformes; Trochilidae. The transcript is spliced from 8 exons. Bases 47 to 1315 code for a protein of 422 amino acids.
GGACCCGGCCCGGCUGUGACUGUCCCCGGCUCUCGCCGCCCCAAGCAUGCUGCGGCUGGUCUGCCUGGUGCUGCUGCUGCUGCUGCAGAGCCGCUCCGCCCCGGCGGCAGAGGAAUACAGCCUGGAGAUAACCAACAAUGGCCCCAUCACAACAGGAGCUCAAGCCACUAUUUAUGCCAGUCUAGGUGUGAAGAAUAAGAGUGUCACCUCAAACUUCUAUCAGUUUAGUUGGAUUUAUGCUCCUUUGAUUCUGAUAGAGAAAUCUGAGCAGCAGUUUAACUCCAUGAUUAAUGUGACUGGUGAAUUUCCUGGGACUUUUCCCAUCUCUGUCUGGGUGACUCACAGGAACUGUUGGUUAUGUCGGCCCCUUGCUAGAAAUGAGACCAAGCUUCAGCUUACAGAAUUUAUCACAGGAAAUCUUACCAUUGCCCAGAUAGAAGACAGAUUUAUCACACGUGGUUCUAGCUCCUCCAUGGGCACCAUGACCCGGAUUUCUUUCUGUCUUCAUGACCCAAGUCAUUACUUCAAGUCAGCAUCAUUUGUCUACAACUGGAAUUUUGGAGAUGGAGUUUCUCAGAUCACCAAGGAACCCUACGUCUACUACAACUGCUCUCCCAUGGGGAACCGCACAGUGCACCUGAAAGUUGUAGCUGAAUGGGAACAAGUUGGAAGCAUUGCACAUGAAAGAGAAACAGUGCAGAAAACUGGUGAUUUUACCACUGCUCUGGAACUUUUAGAUGCUGUUAGAGGUAUUAAUGUAGUGGGCUCCAGAGAGACUCAUGUAAUGGAAAACUUGAGUUUAUCUCUUCAUAUUAAUGGCACCCCACCGCUGGCGUUAUGCUGGCUGAUCAAGUCCGAGUGCAUUCCACUUGAAAGUGACAAAUGCCAUCUGGUGGUGAUUAAUGGCUCCUGCUACAACCUCAGCCAGACCUUCAGUGCCGCGGGGCAGUACUGCCUCAGUGUGCGGGUGGAGAGCGGGGUGAGCAUGCUGCAGACCUACCAUGAAAUCAAAGUGUGGCCAACAGGGAUCCACCCAGCUCUCUUUGUCCUGCUCUGCAUCACUCUGGUUUCAGCGAUGUUAGGACUGGUUCUGUACACGACCUUUCGGAGUAACACACAACAGAAAGAUCUCGUGGAGGUAGCUGACUUUGACUUUUCUCCACUGUCUGACAAAAACCUGUCUUAUCAUUCAGAGUCACGCUGCAGCCAAAUAUGUUGCAGAUCAUGUUGUCUUUGGUCAUCUCAAGAAGCUGCCAGGGAGAGCCAUGAACUUCUACAUUCUUUUUACAAGCCAGUCAAAACGUACACAAUGUGA